AUAUACUUUGAAGAUGUGACCAAGACAGUCAGCAGUGAAAAAGCAUCUGUAUCAGAUGCUAUACCACUAGUCAACAGCCUAAAUCACAUGCUGGAAAUGAAGAUAAUGGAGGUUAAAGCCGUUAAAGGUGCCACUAAAUCUUUUGCAACCGAUUUGAAACAUUCACUCGACUCACGUCUUGGUGAAUUGGAAAAGACUGAGAUUUUCCUAGUAGCUACGAUGCUUGAUCCUCGUUAUAAACACCAUCCAUUCCAAAAUCCUGACAGCACUGAAACAGUGAAAAAUAGUUUGAAUGAUAGCAUGACACUGCAAAAAUGUGAUCAGACUUCUGAGUCAACUGGCACUUCUAGAUGUGCCAUUUCUUCACCUGGUCCUUCUGCUACACAGAAGGGAAUUUGGCAGAUGUUCCAGAAAAUGGUUGAUAAGUCUAUAGCUGCUACAACAGCUUCAACUAGGGGUAAUGUAAUUGAAGAACUGGACAGUUACAUGAAGCAGCCAACAUUCGACCUAGGGACAUACCCGAUUGAAUUCUGGUUAAAAGAUGUAAAUUACCCACAUCUGAAGAAGGCAGCACUGAAAAAUCUUAUAAUACCCCUUGGAUCUGUGUAUUCAGAGAGAUUGCUUUCAUCAGCAGGAAACAUUCUCCAAGAGAAGCGCAACAGGAUGUUGCCUGAGAACUUAAGAAAGCUUGUUUUUUUAAAUUCAAAUUUGCCAGUGUUGAAUUAUGACUACUAAAUGUCAACUGCGUGUUUCACAUGAUAUAUUUACUUUUAAGAAUAAAAAUAAAUAAUAUAAGCCUGUGAAGAUAUUUUAAUUCUUAGUAUUGCUUGAUAUAUUAUUAUUUGUUUGAUUUAGCUGUUGGAAAAUGAAAAUGUGAUAAAAUAAUCGGUAAUCGGUUUGUAUCGGUAUCGGCCGAUGUUUAUGUUGGUUAUCUGUAUCGUUUCGGUUAUCGGUAAAGCCUUAUCGGUGCAUCACUAAAAAAAAUACAGAUAAUCCUGAUAAACGAUAACUAUUAUUGGUCA
Bacillus rossius redtenbacheri is the source of this 1022-nucleotide messenger RNA. RefSeq lists its product as uncharacterized. Gene Ontology annotation, molecular function: protein dimerization activity. The coding region runs from base 88 to 735 and encodes 215 amino acids. Lineage: Eukaryota; Metazoa; Arthropoda; Insecta; Phasmatodea; Bacillidae. The transcript has 2 exons. The record is from RefSeq and is a predicted model, not a curated record.